AACAUCCACCCACCAAACUAACCUGACCGCUUUCUGCACCUGUUGGCCCCGCCCACGCUGACAUCACAGAGGAGCACUAACCAGAGUUUCAGGAUCCAGAAACGCCUGACCUGACAGAGAGGAAGGAGCAGCACGAUGGCAGAGUCGACGGAGCUGUUCACAGAGCAGGAGCUCACCUGUUCCAUCUGCCUCGACCUGUUCACCGACCCCGUCUCCACCCCCUGCGGACACAACUUCUGCCAGGCGUGUAUCGGUGGUUACUGGGCGUCCAGUGCCGUGUCCACCUGUCCACUGUGCAAACAUCAGUUUGAAGGACGUCCUCAGCUCAGCAUCAACAAAGUCUUUGCUCAGAUCGCAGAAAAGUACAAACAGACUCACUAUGCACCGUUACCGUUGCCCUUCGGUAAUGGGGCGCCCGGCGCCGCGAUGGCGGGCGCCAUGAACACCAACCCCUUCCUGACGCCUGAGCCAUCAGUAGCUCAGGCGAACGGGGACGUAGUGUGGUGCGACGUUUGUACGGGAAUCAAACAGCCCGCCGUCAGCUCCUGUCUCACCUGCACCGCCUCCUACUGCACUGAGCACGUGCAGCCACAUCACACCACGCCAUUCUACGCCAAACACCCCCUGAUGGACCCCCAGGAGGCCCUGAGGGGCCGCACCUGCUCCGUCCACCGGCGCCUGAUGGAGGUGUACUGCAGGACGUGUGAGAGCUGCAUCUGUGCCAUCUGCGUGCUGGAGGAACAUCGGAUGCAUAAAACUGUCUCCGUGCAAACUGAGAGGCUCAGCAAGCAGAAACAGGUGUCCAGGACGGAGCAGGAGAUCCUGAACCGGAUCAAGGAGAAGGAGAUCCGUGUGACGGAGCUGAAGAAGAAGCUGGACAGCCUGCAGAGCCAUGCUGACAGAGAGCGCGGCGAGGUUGAACACCUGCUGAACGACCUGUCCGGCUCGUUGGACCAGAUCCGGUCUCAUGUGGUGGGCGGGAUCGUGACCCAGCUGGAUGCUGUGAUGACAAAGGGGGACGGGAUGGUGAACCGCCUGGAGGAGGAGCUUAGCCAGCUGACAGAGAGGAGAGCCGCGCUGGAGGCGCAGGCUACCAGUCAAGAUCACAUCGCCUUCCUGAAGACAUACGAGGCGACCACGGCUCCUCUGGCCGAGGAUCUGCAGGCCCAGGCGGAUGACGACUCGCAGCUGGUGCUCCACUUCCAUCUGGGCGAGGUGAAGCUCGCUUUGUCCGAGGUCAAGGAAAAGAUGGAGGAGAUCCGGACCGGGGAGAUCCGCUCGCGAGGACUGCGAGGACCCCGAGGAUCCCGAGCGGACUCCUUUUCAGCCGGUGACAUGAUGGCGGCCGAGAGCAUGCUCAGUCUGAGAGCCAGCACGGCCAGUCUCAGGAAGAGCCAGUGGUCCCUGAAAGACCUAAAGAAGAGCAAGCAGGUGUCAGGAUACAAGAAGGCCCGACUCUACAUGGAGGACGUGACGCUGAACCCGGUGACGGCGUAUCCCUUCCUGAUCCUGUCCGAGGACCGUAAGCAGGUGAAGAGAGGAGAGAAGCUGCAGUUCUACAGAAACAGCCCGCACAGGUUCGACGUCUGGUCCUGCGUCCUCGCCAAGGAGGGAUUCAGCUCCGGGCGCCACUACUGGGAGGUGUGCGUCGGGGAGAAUAAAGACUGGAAGCUGGGCGUGGUCAGCGAGUCGGCUCAGAGGAAGGGUCUGUUCGAUAUGUGCCCGUCUCACGGAUACUACGCCAUCUGGUGGAGCAGCAGCCAGCUGAGGGCGCUCACCACGCCACCGCUCACCAAGGUCAAAGGUCACCACCCCAAGCUGCGACAGGUGGGCGUGUUCCUGGACAUGGAGGAGGGUCAGGUGUCCCUUUACAAUGUGAAGUCGGGCUCAGAGAUCUACAGCUUCCACACAUCCACUGAGUUCACCGAGAGGAUGUUUCCUCUGCUGGGGACCGGAGACAAAGAAGUCCCCCUGAUCCUCCUCACCACGCUGCAGCACCCGGCCUGAGGGACUGGGACCAGAACCGGGACCAACCGGAGGGUCAAUGCUGAGCGAACUAAGAGCAGAGGAACUGCAGGUGGAGUCGAAUCGUCCUCACGUUGAUCUCCAGACUCUGCAGUGAGACUUGAAACAACAAAGGAUGUUUGUCUCGUUUUGUCCCCGUUAGAUCCUGACAGGCGAUGGUUUUGUAAUAUCGAUCACUGAAGAACGAUGUGCUCUUACAGCCAGAGCUGCUUCUUAAAUUUGUAAAUAUGGUCAUAAAAAUACAUCAAAUGAAUCGAGGGA
Pundamilia nyererei is the source of this 2286-nucleotide messenger RNA. It is a transcript of the gene btr30, whose product is annotated as bloodthirsty-related gene family, member 30. Lineage: Eukaryota; Metazoa; Chordata; Actinopteri; Cichliformes; Cichlidae. Gene Ontology annotation, molecular function: protein binding; zinc ion binding. The transcript has 13 exons. The record is from RefSeq and is a predicted model, not a curated record. The coding region runs from base 136 to 2007 and encodes 623 amino acids.